CAUUUUGUGACCAUUUUGGUUCAUCUUGUGCUGCCCAAGGUGGAUCCACUGAGAAGAUCCUUUUAAUAAAUCCCUACUUUAUUCUUUAAUUCUGCCCAGCCUCUUCUCAAGGCAUCACCCGCUAGAACAAUUUUAAAUACCCUUGUUCCCCUGGUGUUCCCCGCAGCGCUCUGAAGGUGGCAGUGCACAACACAUUUCUCACAUUUCUGUGCUUCACAAGAUUUGGGUGUUUGGGUUAAUGCAGUCACUGCAUAUCUGUAUUUUCCCAGAUGACUCUGGCAGUUUUCCUUUACAAUUUUUCCUUAUGGAUAUAAUAGCAUUUUGUCUUUACAGUCUUACACACUGUGGGCUAUCUAGUUAUUUCAGUUGACUUUUUCCUAGUUUGCUUUUUUAAUUCUACCUUUAUUCUAAUUCAUUUGGAAGCAAACCACUUGGAACUCAUAUAAGUCCUCUAUCUUUUUUUUUUUUUAAAUGUUUCAACUUUCCAGGAAAAAUGUUUCCAGAGCCCUGAAUGAAUUAAACAAAUGACACAUCAUGUUCCAUAAAAGGAACAAACUGCCUCAGUUGCUGAUAGGGAACUGCUGAUUUGUUUAUUAAAAGCUGAUGCUUUAAAAGUAAGAGGAGAUAGCUGGGGCUUUAGGAAUGAUAAAAAAUUGGAUUUCCUCUCUGUUGCUGCAGGUGGCCUGGCACGACUCAGUGUUUUUGCAUUUGCUUGCAGAAACUGUUGUACAUUGCAGCACAUUUCCAGCACGUUGUGGAAAAUGCGUAUUUUGUGAUUGGCUUUUUGCAAAUAUUAAAAUGAAUGUUAUAUGUGUGAUGUUAGAAAGUUUUGCUGUGUUAAUUUUCUUGAGUAGUGUGUUAAAUAUAAUUUGAGGUUAUAACAUAAUAUUAAAAUAGAAACUGUGCUAUGUAAGAUAAUUUUUUUAAAGAGAGGAAUGAGGGACUCGCACCAGCAGCCAAAGGACACCUGAAUAUUUCAGAGACAAAGAAUUUAUUGCUCCAUUAUCGAAGAAACAAACUUCUUCUUGCCUGACUCAGCCCUGAAGACACCGUCAGGAUUCAGAGGAAGAAGUUGACAGUGACCAGACAGAAUCCUGUGUUUGAAUGGAAUUUAUGCAUCAUGGAUGAGCCAUGGGUAUCCUUUCUGUUCUUGCUCUGCCGUUGCUGCUCUUGGGGAUCAGUGGAAUUAUUUACAUUUACCAGUCAGUCAGGUGGCUGCUGUCCAAGUCAGCCGUGCAGAACAAGGUGGUGGUGAUCACAGAUGCCAUCUCUGGGCUGGGCAAGGAAUGCUCUCGUGUGUUUCAUGCAGGAGGAGCAAGGCUUGUGUUGUGUGGCAGGACAUGGGAAAAGUUAGAAGCCUUGUAUGAUGCCUUAAUUAGCGUGACAGACCCCAGCACGACAUAUGCACCAAAGCUGAUUCUUCUGGAUAUCACAGACAUCAGCUGCAUUAGAGAUGUAGCUAAGGAGAUCCUGAACUGCUAUGGCUGUGUGGAUGUACUGAUCAACAAUGCAAGCAUGAAGGUGAAGGGAGCAGUGCAGAGCAUUUCACUGGAACUUGAUAAAAAGAUAAUGGAUGCCAACUAUUUUGGACCUAUAACAUUAACCAAAGCCAUUCUUCCCAACAUGAUCUCAAGAAGAACUGGCCAAAUUGUUCUAAUUAAUAGCAUCCAAGGGAAAAUAGGAAUUCCAUUUCGUGCAGCUUAUGCUGCUUCCAAGCAUGCUGCUGUAGGCUUUUUUGAUUGUCUUAGAGCUGAAAUGGAGGAAUUUGAUAUUUCUGUCAGCACUGUGAAUCCAACCUUCAUCUGUUCCUACCAUCGCCAGCCAGCACCAGGCAACUGGGAGGCCUCUAUUUGGAAAUUCUUUUUCAGGAAGGUGUCCUAUGGUGUGCACCCCGUGGAGGUGGCAGAGGAGGUCCUUGCCACGGUGAGCAGGAAGAAGCAGGAGGUGCUCAUGGCCAACCCCAUCCCCAGAGCAGCAGUUUACAUCAGAACAUUCUUCCCUGAGCUGUUCUUUGCCAUUGUUGCCUCAGGGAUUAGAGAAAAGCUGAAGACAGAAGAGGAAAAUUGAUUUUGUUCAAUUAUCUCCUUGCUUUUUGACCUGAAAAAAAAAGAUUUUUGUUUUGAAUAUCAGUGACUUGUGCUGCUUGCUAUGAGUAGAAUAAUUCCACUAUCAUUGAUACACACAAUCAUCUAUAAAUUUAGGAACUUCAGAUGAAGCAGAACACCAUUGAAGGGUCAGCUGCACUAGCUCCUAAAUUUAAAUUUAAUUAUCUACCAAUUGGUUUUAGGGAUUAUGACAAUGUGCCAUUGGAACCAAACUGCUCUUGCUGCUACAAGUCCCACUGCUCACAUAACUUCCAGCACCAGCUCACUUCCAUUCAUGAUACAAUCACCAAGCAUGACAGAAUUCUGAGGGCAAAGGAAUAUCUGUCAUCUUGCAGGGACACAAACCUUUGGCUGUAGCUCUAAUUGAAUUGCUCUGGCUUCAGGAAACCUGGCUCAGGGAGGUUUCACCUCUGGGAUGGAGGGCUCAGUGCCUGCAGCACUGCUGGACUCCAUCUAUUUUCUGAUGUAGCCCUGGGGUUUUAUUGUAGUGUGAGUGGCCAUGCCUUCACUGGGAGGUCAAACAAUCUUUUGUUCACAAUUUUCUUGGUCCUCAGCAGAACUCUGCUCCUUCAAACCAGUAGGCAUUUGCUGUGAUCUCAGUUCUGUUUGUUUCUAUACCUCAGCAACAGCCAAGUCCUCCACAUUUCCAUAAGAGCAAGAUGCAGGAUAAGCAUAAUUUCACCAGAAGAGGAUCAGGCACCACAGGACAUCCCAGUUAAACAUGGAUCCACAUUGUUUGUGGCUGCCCCAUCCCUGGAAGUGUCCAAGGCCAGGUUGGAUGGGCUCGGAGCAACUUGGGGUAGUGGAAGUUGUCCCUGCCAUGGGUGAAAUGACACAGAUCUCUUGGAGGUCCCUUCCAACCCAAACCGUUCUGUGAUUUCUAUGAUUUCUAUUAUUGUCCUUCUUUGUUGUAAAAAGAAGUGGAUUACAUGUUAAAAUAAGCUGAAUAAUCCUUCUGCUCCAUUUUGCACAUUGUAGAGAUCAGCAGAAAUCCUUCACACAAUUUCACUUCCAAACUGUGAGCAGUUCAAGGAGCCACAGCAGAAGGCAGUGAAAGAGGUGAAAUAACACCAGUGCCCCAUCAGAAAGUUUUAAAAACCAGAUGUAUUUUUACCUAGAAAGUUGUAUCUGAAUGAUUUUCAAAUUCCUGAAGCGUUCUGCGGAGAAGGCAGGGCUGAGCUGUUCUCCAUGUCUGCUGGAGUGGGACAAUGUGCUAAAAUUACUGCCAAGGAGAUUUACAGGGACAGCAUUUUCUGCUAAGAAUAGUUAAGCACAAAGGAUAAAUUGCCACAGAAAUUUUCAAAUGCCUGUCUUCAGAAGCUUUAAAGAAGAGAUUAAUGAAACAUCUGUAAAAAAGCAAUGUAGCUUUAGUUUAUCCUGCCUAAAAGAAAAGAAGGAUUAGAUGACCUUUUAAAUGGGUCACACUUUUCUCUAAUUCAGUGGCUUUUUCUCAUCUUGAAGAUGAGGUUUCUCCAUUGGUAUUUCAGACAAAAUAUUUUUUUUUUCCCUCUGGGGAAAUCUAUUAUUUAAUCUGAAGUUUUCUAUUUCAUUUGUUGAUCUCUGUUUCGCUGUCUCACCUGUGGAUAUAUGUUGCACAUAAAAAUAUUAUGAUAAGAAAAAGAUAUAUUAAGACAAGUUCAGGAUAACAGGAAUUGCAUCCCAGAGGUGCCUAUUUCUCUCAUUAGCUUCCAGUGGUAACCAGGACUGCUGAAGAUCUGUGUCUGAAAUUUACUGAGAUGCCAUAUUCAUCAAAAUUGAUUGGAUCUAAUGAAUCAGAAUAAACAUGCUGCUGGUGCUUUU
Molecule: messenger RNA, 3905 nt
Organism: Passer domesticus (house sparrow)
Lineage: Eukaryota; Metazoa; Chordata; Aves; Passeriformes; Passeridae
Gene: DHRS7C
Product: dehydrogenase/reductase 7C
Exons: 7
Coding region: 1132-2067 (311 amino acids)
Biological process (GO): intracellular calcium ion homeostasis
Molecular function (GO): oxidoreductase activity, acting on the CH-OH group of donors, NAD or NADP as acceptor
Source: RefSeq, a predicted model, not a curated record